Molecule: messenger RNA, 10230 nt
Organism: Calliphora vicina (urban bluebottle blowfly)
Lineage: Eukaryota; Metazoa; Arthropoda; Insecta; Diptera; Calliphoridae
Product: hemicentin-2-like
Exons: 35
Coding region: 94-10230 (3378 amino acids)
Biological process (GO): homophilic cell-cell adhesion; axon guidance; dendrite self-avoidance
Cellular component (GO): plasma membrane; axon
Molecular function (GO): cell-cell adhesion mediator activity
Source: RefSeq, a predicted model, not a curated record
CUUCACAAUUUAUAUGUAGUACCUCCUCAAAUUGUACCCUUUACAUUUGGUGAGGAGCCAGUAAACACGGGUGAAAGUGCCGGUAUACAGUGUAUGAUACAAAAAGGCGACACACCCAUUAAUAUCAAAUGGACCUUGAACUCACGACCCUUAAUCAAUAAUGAGGAAGGUAUAAGCAUAAUGAAAAUGUCAGCAAAAUCGAGUGUUUUAAAUAUAGCCAGUGUAACGGAAAAUCAUAGGGGAUUAUUUAAGUGUAUAGCUGAAAAUAAGGCAGGAUCGGUGUUUUAUAGCUCCGAAUUGAAUGUCAAUGUUCCUCCCCAGAUAAUGCCCUUCUUUUUUGGUGAUGAGCCCAUGAAUAUGGGUGAUAUGUUUGGGGCUCAGUGUAUGGUUAGCAAGGGUGAUUUGCCUUUAAACAUUUACUGGACUUUAAACUCUCAACCCAUAGUUAAUAAUGAGGAAGGCUUUACUUUACUGCGCAUGAAUCCUCGUACCAGUUCUUUGAAUAUUAAUGCCUUAGAAGGCAAACAUCGUGGGGUUUAUCAAUGUAUAGCCAAUAAUAAAGCGGGCUUUAUUGAAUAUUCCGCCGAGUUACAUGUUAAUGUACCACCCCAAGUUUUACCCUUUAAUUUCGGUGAAGAAGUCUAUAAUAUGGGUGAUUUGUUAAGCAUUAAUUGUGUUGUUUUAAAGGGCGAUUUACCUUUACACAUACAUUGGACUUUAAAUUCUGAACCCAUAACCUCGGAUUUGGAUGGUUUUACUGUUGUUCAAAUGAAUCGUCGCACUAGCUAUUUAAGUGUGGACUCUUUGGAGGCCAAGCAUAGAGGCACUUAUCGUUGUAUAGCUGUAAAUUUAGCAGGUCUAGCUGAAUAUGCUGCUGAAUUGCAAGUUAAUGUAUCACCUCAGAUAAUGCCGUUUAGCUUUGGCGAAGAUCCCAUGAAUGUGGGUGAUUGGUUUGGGGCUCAAUGUAUGGUGGGUAAGGGUGAUUUACCAGUAGAUAUAUAUUGGACCCUAAACUCGCAACCUCUAAUAAAUGGUGAAGAAGGUAUCACCUUAAUCAGAAUGAAUCCGCGUACAAGUUCCUUAAAUAUCAAUGCUUUAGAGGGAAAACAUCGUGGUCUAUACCAGUGUAUAGCUAAUAAUAAAGCGGGCUCGGCUACCUAUGCAGCGGAACUACAUGUCAAUGUUCCUCCCCAAGUAUUACCUUUAAAUAUCGGCGAUGAAGUUUAUAAUAUGGGUGAUACUUUGAGCAUAACUUGUGUGGUAUUUAAGGGUGAUUUACCCUUAGAUAUGCAUUGGACUUUAAAUGAGGAAGCCAUAACAUCGGGUGAUCAAGGUUUUACCAUAAUGAAACUUAAUGCUCGCACUAGUUAUUUGAAUGUAGAGGCUUUAGAGGCCAAACAUCGUGGUACUUAUCGUUGUAUAGCCAUAAAUUUGGCCGGUUUAGCGGAAUAUGCUGCUGAAUUGCAAGUUAAUGUUCCCCCUCAAAUCAGCCCCUUUGAUUUUGGCGAAGAGGCCUUGAAUCGUGGUGAAAUUGCCAGUGUUACUUGUAUGGUGCCCAAAGGAGAUUUACCUUUGGACAUCUAUUGGACUUUAAAUUCAGCCUUAAUAGUAAAUGGUGAACAUGGUUUUAAUCUAUUCAAAAUGAAUAAAAGAACCAGUUCUUUGAAUAUCGAAUCUUUGGAGGCAUUUCAUCGGGGCACUUACAAAUGCAUAGCCAAUAAUUCGGCUGGUUAUGCAGAGCAUGUAACUGUGCUGGAAGUUAAUGUCCCUCCUCAAAUUACUCCCUUUGAUUUUGGUGAGGAGGCUUUGAAUCGCGGCGAAGUUACCAGUGUACCCUGUAUAGUUACCAAGGGCGAUUUGCCUUUGGAUAUUUAUUGGACUUUAAAUUCAGCCUUAAUUGUGAAUGGUGAAAAUGGUUUUAAUCUAUUCAAAAUGAACAAAAGAACCAGUUCUUUGAAUAUAGAUUCUUUGGAGGCCAAUCAUCGCGGCACUUAUAAAUGUAUAGCCAAUAAUUCGGCUGGCUAUGCAGAACAUGUUGCGGUUUUGGAAGUUAAUGUUCCUCCUCAAAUAAGUCCCUUUGAUUUCGGUGAUGAAGCCUUAAAUCGUGGUGAGGUUACUAUUGUUAACUGUAUAGUGGCCAAGGGUGAUUUACCUUUGGAUAUUUAUUGGACUUUAAAUUCGGCCUUGAUAGUUAAUGGUGAAAAUGGUUUUAAUCUAUUCAAAAUGAACAAAAGAACUAGUUCUUUGAAUAUCGAUUCUUUGGAGGCCAAUCAUCGUGGCACUUAUAAAUGUAUAGCUAAUAAUUCGGCUGGCUAUGCGGAACAUGUUGCAGUUUUGGAAGUUAAUGUUCCUCCCCAAAUAAGUCCCUUUGAUUUCGGCGAAGAGGCCUUAAAUCGUGGCGAGGUUACUAGUGUUACUUGCAUUGUACCCAAGGGUGAUUUACCAUUGGAUAUUUAUUGGACUUUAAAUUCGGCCUUGAUAGUCAAUGGUGAAAAUGGUUUUAAUUUAUUUAAAAUGAACAAAAGAACCAGCUCCUUGAAUAUUGAUUCUUUGGAGGCCAAUCAUCGUGGCACUUACAAAUGUAUUGCCAAUAAUUCGGCGGGUUAUGCAGAGCAUGUAACGGUGCUGGAAGUUAAUGUUCCCCCACAAAUCAGUCCCUUUGGUUUUGGCGAGGAACCCUUAAAUCGCGGUGAAGUGGCCAGUGUGGUAUGUGUAGUGCCCAAGGGUGAUUUACCUUUAGACAUCUAUUGGACUUUAAACUCGGCCAUAAUUGUAACUGGAGAAAAUGGUUUUAAUAUUUUCAAAAUGAACAAGCGUACAAGUUCUUUAAAUAUUGAAGCGCUGGAAUCCUAUCAUCGGGGCACUUAUAAAUGUAUAGCCAAUAAUUCGGCGGGCUAUAGUGAAUAUGUUACAAUAUUGGAUGUUAAUGUACCACCCCAAAUACAAGCCUUUAGCUUUGGUGAUGAAACUGCUAAUACUGGUGAGGUGGCAGGAGCUUUUUGUAUGGUUUCCAAGGGUGACUUGCCCUUGGAAAUUCGAUGGACUUUAAACUCGGCCCCCGUGAUAACAGGAGAACAUGGCUUCUCCUUGCAACGCAUGAAUGCUCGUACUAGUUCUUUAAAUAUCGAUUCUCUAGAAGCCCAUCAUAGGGGCUCUUAUAAAUGUAUAGCUUCGAAUAAGGCUGGUUUUGCUGAAUACACAGCUGAAUUAGAAGUUAAUGUGCCUCCCCAAGUGUUACCUUUUAGUUUCGGUGAGGAUGCUGCCGAUAUGGGUGAUAUAGCUAGUGCCAAUUGUGUGGUGCCUAAAGGUGAUUUACCUUUAGAAAUUCAUUGGUCUUUGAAUUCAGCACCCAUUGUUAAUGGUGAACAUGAUUUUAGCAUUGUACGCUUAAACAAACGUACAAGUUCUUUGAAUAUAGAUUCCUUAACGGCUUUUCAUCGUGGCAUAUAUAAAUGUAUAGCUACCAAUAAGGCCGGAUCUAGUGAAUAUACUGCGGAAUUACAGGUUAAUGUACCACCCCAAGUUAUGCCCUUUGUGUUUGGUGAUGAACCCUCCAAUUAUGGCGAUAGUACGGCGGUACAGUGUAUGGUAUUUAAGGGUGACCUACCUCUACAACUACACUGGACCUUAAAUGGUCAGCCCAUAACGAAUGAACACUCGGGCAUUAGGAUUAUAAAAAUGUCUCCGAAAUUAAGUUCUUUAAGUAUUGAUUCGAUUAAUGGUCAACAUCGUGGUGUAUUUAAAUGUAUUGCCACAAAUGCAGCGGGCACAGCCGAACAAAUGGCGGAAUUGAGUGUUAAUGUACCUCCCCAAAUUAAACCCUUCUCCUUUGGUGAUGAGGCCUCCAAUUCUGGUGAUUCCGUAGGCAUCCAAUGCUGCGUUUCCAAGGGAGACCUGCCCAUAGUCAUCGAAUGGUCUCUGGGCAAUCAAACCUUAAGCAGCGGUGAUUUAGAGAUAAUAAUCGGACGCAUGUCUUCGAAAUCCAGCACUUUAAAUAUUGACUAUAUAACAGCGGAUCACAGGGGCAUGUACACUUGUAGGGCCAAGAAUAUAGCGGGUGAAAGCUCUUAUCAGGAUGAGCUUAAAGUUAAUGUCCUGCCCUCCAUACAUCCCUUUAGCUUUGACCAUGAAGCCAAUGAGGCUGACAGUGUGCAAUUGACUUGCCAUGUGGCCAAGGGUGAUUUGCCUUUGAAAAUCCGUUGGCUGCACAAUGGUUUGCCUUUGUUUACGCAUUUGGGUGUUUUAACGAGUAAAAUUGGUGAUCGCAUUAGUUUAUUAACCAUAGAAUCGGUGAAGGCUGCUAAUAUCGGCAAUUAUACUUGUAUGGCCAAUAAUAAGGCGGGCCAGAAUUCUUAUACCUCGGAAUUGUUUAUAAAUGUUCUACCCCAAAUUAUACCUUUUUCUUAUGACGACAUCGUUAAUACUGGUGAUUCGGUGGAUCUGUUUUGUCAAAUACAAAAAGGUGAUCGUCCCAUCAAAAUUCAUUGGAGUUUUGAACGUAACUCUGAUGAUCUGCGUUUUGGCGCCCAACAACCAAUAAUGCGCACAAAUCGUAUUAGCUCUAAAUCUAGCAUAUUAUCGAUACCGAAUGCUACUCCUGCUCAUACCGGAACUUAUACCUGUACAGCCAGUAAUAAUGCUGGCUAUACCAGCUACAGUACAAAUCUAACAAUUAAUGUACCACCGCGCAUAACACCCUUUCAAUUUGGUGAAGAACCUUUGAAUUUUGGUGAACCAGCCUCUCUGCAAUGCACCAUAGCGGGCGGUGAUUGGCCCAUAAGUGUUGAAUGGCUAUUUAAUGAUUAUCAUAUACCGGCCCAUUUAGAUAUAACAACAUCGAAAUUUACCCGUCAUACGCAUGCUUUGGGCAUUGAAAGUGUUACUGGUAACCAUGCUGGUAACUAUACAUGUGUGGCUAAAAAUGAGGCGGGCAAGGCAAAGUAUACGGCGGCUUUAAUAGUGAAUGUUGCUCCCAAAAUUGCCCCCUUUGAUUUUGGCGAGGAACCCUUAAAUUACGGCGAGCCUGCCUCAGUGCAAUGCACUAUUUUGGGUGGUGAUUUGCCCAUUAAUGUAACCUGGCUAUUAAACGGCAAAGCUAUAGACAGUUUCCAUGACAUUUCACUCGCCCGCAUAGGCAAACGAGUCAAUGUUUUAACCAUAGAAGCGGUGGCGGCUCAUCAUGCCGGCAAUUAUUCGUGUAGAGCCCAAAAUAAGGCGGGAUUAACCGAGCACUAUGCGCGUUUAAUAGUUAAUGUUCCCCCCAAAAUUACGGCCUUUUCGUUUGGCGAUGAGCCCUUAAACUUUGGUGAACCGGUAUCGGUACAUUGCACCAUUUCGGGUGGUGAUUUACCCGUCUCUGUAAUGUGGACUUUAAACAGGCAUCCUUUAAUGCCGGAUUUGGAUAUUUUAACCGAGAAAAGAGGCAAACGCAUUAAUAGUCUUAUGAUUGAUGCCAUAGAGGCCAAACAUGCUGGGCUUUAUAUGUGUAUUGCCACCAAUGCAGCUGGUACAACGGAACACUCAGCUGAAUUGGUGGUAAAUGUGCCCCCCAAAAUCAAUUAUUUCUCCUUUGGCAACGAUGAGCCCAUGAGUUAUGGCGAAUUUAUAAAUGUCCAAUGCAUCAUAUCGGGCGGUGAUUUACCCGUUAAUAUCACCUGGAUUUUGAAUGGUAAACCAUUCGAGGAUUAUUUGGAAAUCUAUACCACCAAAAGGGGUAAACGUAUCAAUGAAUUGACCAUAGAAUCAGUGGCCGCCAAACAUGCCGGCAAUUAUUCUUGCAUAGCGGAGAAUAGAGCUGGAAGUGUUAAUUAUACGGCGGAAUUAAAAGUUAAUGGUGUGUUGCCCCCCAAAAUGAAUCAAUUUACUUUUGGUGAUGAGCCCAUGAGUUAUGGUGAAUUUAUCAAUGUUGGUUGUAUUAUAUCGGGAGGCGAUAUGCCUGUUAAUAUAUCGUGGCUGUUAAAUGGCCAAACUUUUGAGGAUUAUCUAGAGAUCUAUACCACAAAACGUGGUAAACGUAUUUUAGAAUUGACCAUAGAAUCAGUGGCCGCCAAACAUAUGGGCAACUAUUCUUGUGUGGCUGAAAAUAAUGCUGGUCGUGUUAACUAUACAGCUGAAUUAAAAGUUAAUGUACCCCCUAAACUAGCUCAAUUUGAUUUUGGUGAUGAACCGGUUAACUUUGGUGAAUCGGCUAGUGUUCAAUGUUUGGUGACAUCGGGUGAUUUUCCUGUAACCUUUGCUUGGUUGUUUAAUGGUCGUCAAAUAUCAGAUGAUGUCUAUGAUGUGUCCAUGGUAAAGUUGGGCAAAAAGAUCAGUGCUCUUUCCAUAGAUAUUGUGAGAGCCCAUCAUGCGGGCAAUUAUACUUGUGUGGCCUCCAAUAAGGCUAUAUCGGUUAAUCAUACCGCUGAAUUAAUAGUUAAUGUCCCUCCUAAAAUAGCUCAAUUUGAUUUUGGUGAUCAUGCGGUAAAUUUUGAGGAAUCAGUUUCCGUUAAUUGUUUAAUUUAUUUGGGUGAUUUACCCAUGGAUAUUUAUUGGCUGUUUAAUGGCCAAGCCAUUAAUGCUUAUACAGGAGUCUCUAUAGUUAAGGGUGGCAAAAAGGCCAGUAUUUUGACUAUAGAUUCGGUACAUGGUGGCCAUGCUGGCAAUUAUACUUGCAAGGCUCGUAAUGAUGCUGAUGCCGCUGAAUAUACGGCUGAAUUAAUUGUGAAUGCCCCUCCCAAAAUAGUGGCCUUUGAUUUUGGCGAUAUACCCGCAAAUUUUGAAGAUUCUGUAUCCAUAAAUUGUUUAAUCUCCUCCGGUGAUAUGCCCAUCGAUAUUGAGUGGUUAUUUAAUAAUGAAGCGGUAAAUAUAUUUGCUGGCAUCUCUGUAAUGAGAGGUGGCAAACGCACCAGUUUAUUAACCAUAGACUCCGUACAUGCCGGCCAUGCGGGCAAUUAUACAUGUAAAGCGAAAAAUCGUGCUGGUUUUGAGGAAUACUCAGCGGAAUUAAUUGUUAAUGUUCCUCCCAAAAUAACACCCUUUGACUUUGGCGAAGAACCGGCCAAUGUUGAGGAUUCGGUUUCGAUUACUUGUUUGAUAUCUUCGGGGGAUUUGCCCAUAGAUAUUGAAUGGUUGUUUAAUGAUUAUGGCAUAAGUUCGUAUUCGGGUAUUAUGGUGGUAAAGGGUGGCAAACGUACCAGCAUGUUGACCAUAGACAAUGUCAAGGCCCAUCAUGCUGGCUUAUAUACCUGCAAGGCCAAAAAUCAUGCGGCCGCCAAUAAUUUUACCACAGAGUUGAUAGUUAAUGUUCCUCCCAAAAUAACUCCCUUUGAUUUUGGCGAAGAGCCUGCCAAUUUUGAGGAAACUGUUUCCAUCAGCUGCAUUAUAUCAUCGGGUGAUCAGCCCAUAGAUAUUGAAUGGUUGUUUAAUGAUUAUGGCAUUAGCUCUUACUCGGGCAUAACGGUGGUUAAGGGUGGCAAACGUAGCAGCAUGUUGACCAUUGAUAGUGUACAGGGUCGGCAUGCGGGCUUAUAUACCUGCAAGGCCAAAAAUCAUGCUGCUGCCAAUAAUUUUACCGCAGAAUUAAUUGUUAAUGGUAUUCCUCCUAAAAUCACUCCCUUCGAUUUCGGUGAUGAGCCCGCCAAUUUUGAGGAAACUGUUUCGGUUACUUGCAUUAUUUCUCUGGGUGAUCAGCCUAUAGAUAUUGAAUGGCUGUUUAAUGAUUAUGGCAUUAGUUCCUAUUCGGGUAUACAAGUUAUGAAGGGUGGCAAACGCACCAGUUUAUUGAAUAUCGAUAAUGUUAAGGCCCAGCAUGCGGGCAAUUAUACCUGCAAGGCUAAAAAUCAUGCCUCAGCUGUUAAUUAUACAGCUGAAUUAAUUGUUAAUGUUCCUCCUAAAAUCACUCCCUUCGAUUUUGGUGAAGAGCCCGCCAAUUUUGAGGAAACUGUUUCAGUUACUUGCAUUAUUUCUCUGGGCGAUCAGCCCAUAGAUAUAGAAUGGCUGUUUAACGAUUAUGGCAUUAGCUCGUAUUCGGGUAUAACGGUUAUAAAGGGUGGCAAACGUACUAGUAUUUUAACCAUAGACAGUGUAAAGGCCCAUCAUAAAGGCUUUUAUACCUGCAAGGCUAAAAAUCAUGCUGCCGCUAUUAAUUAUACUGCUGAAUUAGUUGUUAAUGUUCCUCCCAAAAUUGUACCCUUUGAUUUUGGCGAAGAGCCCGCCAAUGUUGAAGAUUCUGUAUCCAUUACCUGUCUAAUAUCAUCGGGUGAUCAGCCCAUCGAUAUUGAGUGGCUGUUUAAUGAUUAUGGCAUUAGCUCCUAUUCGGGCAUAACCGUGGUUAAGGGUGGUAAACGUACCAGCAUUUUAACCAUAGAUAAUGUACAUGCCCGCCAUGCUGGCCUCUAUUCCUGUAAAGCUAAAAAUCAUGCCGCCUCGGUAAAUUUUACCAACGAGUUAAUAGUUAAUGUUGCUCCCAAAAUAGCCCAUUUUGAUUUUGGCCUUGAACCCGCCAAUUUUGAAGAUUCGGUUUCGGUGAAUUGUUUAGUUUCAUCCGGUGAUUUACCUUUAGACAUUGAAUGGCUUUUCAAUGAUAGUCCCAUUAAUUCCUAUUCGGGCAUCUCAGUGUCCAAAAUGGGCAAACGUUUGAGUGUUUUAAUGAUUGACGGCGUUAAUGCCCGACAUGUGGGAAAUUAUACCUGUAAAGCUCGCAAUUUAUGGGCUGGUUCCAUGUAUACCGCACAAUUGGUAGUGAAUGUACCCCCCAAAGUUGUACCCUUCGAUUUUGGCGAUGAGCCCACAAAUUUUGAAGAUUCUGUUUCGGUAAAUUGUUUAAUCUCAUCGGGUGAUAUGCCAGUCAAUAUAACAUGGCUGCACAAUAAUGUAACCAUGCAGCCCUUUGGCACCGGCAUAACCAUAUUGAAGAGUGGCAAAAGGGCCAGUGUUUUAACCAUAGAUGCCGUGCAUGCCGGUCAUGUAGGCGAAUACACCUGCAGGGCGGAGAAUAGAGCGGGCAAGGCCAAUCAUACAGCGGAAUUACAUGUCAAUGUUCCCCCCAAAAUAACACCUUUUGAUUUUGGUGAUGAACCGGCCAAUUUUGGUGAUUCGGUGACAGUACAAUGUACCAUUUCCAAGGGUGAUUUACCGGUAGAUAUUAAUUGGCUGUUUAAUGGCUAUGCUUUGAAUGAUUAUUUGGGUGCCACCACUUCGAAAAUAGGCAAAAAGGUCAGUGUUUUGACCAUAGACUCGGUGAAUGGCCAUAAUGCAGGCAAUUACACUUGCAUUGCUAGAAAUGUGGCCCAGACUACGGAAUAUUCAGCGGAAUUGGUAGUUAAUGUGCCACCCAAAAUCUCACCCUUUUCAUCGGGUAGUGCUGAGGCUGUUCAUUUAGAUCAAUAUAUUACCUAUCAAUGCACCAUAACCGAGGGUGAUUUGCCCUUAAAUAUUUUGUGGACUCUUAAUAAUCAGCCUUUGGUAAAUGAAGAUAAUCCAGAUAUAUUAAUCUCGAAAUUGGGUAGACGUAGUAGUGUUUUAACCAUAGAAAGUGUUAAUGCCAAAAAUGCGGGCAAUUACACCUGUCAGGGUUCAAAUAAGGCCGGCAAGGCCAGUUUUACCACACAAUUGAAAGUUAUAGUUUUACCCCGCAUUAGACCUUUUACCUUUGAAGAGGGUCCUGCUCAAACGGGCCAAUAUUUAACUCUUUACUGUUCAGCCUCAUUUGGUGAUUUACCCUUGAAUAUCUCAUGGCUUUUAAAUGAGCAAGAUGUGGUUGUUGGCAACAAUAGCUUGGGUAUAUCCACCAUGAUGGUUAAUAAACGUACUAGUGUCUUGACUAUAGAUUCGGUAGAUGAUCAUCAUGCGGGCAAUUAUACUUGUUUAGCUCGCAAUCGUGCUGGUUUACAAAGCUAUACCACGGAAUUGAAUGUUUAUGUUUUACCCAAAAUUGCUCCCUUUACCACGGGAGCAGAUGCCUUCUACCCGGGCGACUAUUGUACCCUACAAUGUUCCAUCAUACAUGGAGAUCAUCCUUUACUAGUCUAUUGGUAUUUUAAUGAACAAAAACUCAACGAAACUUUGGCUCAACAAAUGGGCAUACAAAUAUCGAAAAUGGGUUCCAGAAGUUCUGCGUUGACCAUAGAGUCUGUGCAAGGCCAACAUGCCGGCAAUUAUACUUGUUAUGGCAAAAAUUCAGCAGGGGUAACCAAUUAUACGGCCAACUUGAUAGUAAAUGGUAUUAAGGAUGAUGAAUUUUAUAUAUUAUAG